Caenorhabditis bovis is the source of this 1062-nucleotide messenger RNA. The record is from the annotation of a GenBank genome assembly. NCBI's taxonomy places the organism in Eukaryota, Metazoa, Nematoda, Chromadorea, Rhabditida, Rhabditidae.
AUGCCGAAAAGAGCCGUUUCAUUUGCUGAUGAUAUCGAGUAUCGUUCGUUUAAAAGAGACCGACGAGAGCUCGAAAACCUCGAAAAAGAUGAGAAUUUCGAUUUGCCAAUGGAAGAAGGUGAUGAACCGGUGAAAAAUCGUCCAGAUAACAAUGAAGAAGAAGAGCCAAAAGAGAAAUUCCAUACACUGGAAUCAGAUGAAGAAGAAGAAGAAGACCAUAAAAGACUCGAUGUGAACAAAGUGGAAGGCCAAGAAGAUUCGACGAUGGAUUUUGAUGGCACCAUUAAAAUUACUGCGUUUAACAUGAAAGAAGAUAUGGAAGAUGGGCACUUUGAUGAGACCGGAAAUUUCAUUUUCGAUAAAAAAGAAAAGGAAAUUCAGGAUGCGUGGCUUGAUGGAAUUGAUUGGUCUACUGUGAAAAAGAAGGCUGGAGAUCAAUGGGAAGGUGAUGAUAAGAAAGAAGAAAGUGAUGAUUUUGCACCACCAGUAAUGAGUGAUUUGCGAAAGAAAGAGAUUCUUGAGGCUCUAUCAAAGAUUCUUAAACCAAAUCAAACAAUUGCCAAAGCACUAACAGAGUUAAAAAAGAAGAAAGGUCUCACGGCAGCAGAAGAGCGAAAAAUGAGAUGGGCGGCGAAAAAAGCUGGGAAAACUUUCGAACAAACUGACGGGCAAAAAGAAACAGCAGAAUUAAGUGGGUUGGCGGAUGAAUUGAUUUCUGCUGGAUUUAUGGAUGCAUACGAAUGGCAUAAAGAGAAAAUUGAAUUUAUGCUUCAAAAAAUGAACAAAACAGCAGUUGAUGAUCUCGACAUGUUCUCAGACGAACCAGUUCAAAGUAGCUCUAAACCAUCGACAGAAAAUGUAGGAAUGGAUGAUGAAGAAGUCAAAUGGGAAUAUAAGGAAAAUGAUGAGCCGGGAACAAAAGUUCAGGGACCAUUCACUUCGUCCGAAAUGGCCGACAAACAACAAAAAGGGGAAUUGGCGUCAAAAGGAGUUGCGCGUCGCCUCAACACGCCGGGAUCAUUCAAUCCAGUUGCUCGAAUCGAUUUCGAUUUGUAUUGUUAA